Molecule: messenger RNA, 2079 nt
Organism: Caenorhabditis auriculariae
Lineage: Eukaryota; Metazoa; Nematoda; Chromadorea; Rhabditida; Rhabditidae
Source: the annotation of a GenBank genome assembly
AUGGAAGAGAACAACGUAAAGGUACAGGUUUGUUCCUUGCUACAAUAUUUGUUCAUGUUACAAGAUUUUGACUUUGAUGUAAACUUCUCGAUUCAAUUCUUUUCAGUUGGCGGACUCUGAAAAAGAGCACUUUUUGUUGCGUCCACAGGUUUCAAGAUCUACCGAUUCUCAAAAAACCGAGACUUCAAUCUGGAAAAAGAAAAAGCAAAGUUUCACCAAAGUUAUCACCAGUUCGCCUUUGUUGAAAAAUGAGUGAGAACAACUUUUCUUUUCAACUUCAGAUUGGACGUUUCAGGCGAUUCAAAUUCGUCCUAUUUUUGUUUUGCUGUAUUCUUGCCCUACUACUGGUGAUUUUAUUGAUCUCAUACAUUUUCAAGGUGGGGUGAUACACAAUGAUAGAUGAAUUGUACCAAAGCUUUCAUCUACGGCGAAAAGAUAACAUCAGUUUUGCAGCGGUCUCCCGUCUCCAAGGAGGCUACGGUAGGAAAUGCCGAAGGACUCUUUUCUCAUCCGCCGCCAACCGUUGCCAUGAGAACCUUAGAACCAAGCUACAGUAGACCCCGGCUCAUGUCAUCAUCUACUCAAACACCGUUUCCCGUUGAAAAUCCCACUGAGAGAACUUCGACUGUUUCAAAUCCAGUUCAAACAACGGAGAUUACUUCGACUCUCGUUACAACCAAUACGGAGGACCCGCUUCCUGUCUGGAUGGAGUCGGAUUUCUCACCUCUCGCCGAGGAGAACACCUUCCGUGCGAAAGUGACCAAACCUUACGACAACAGUGAAAAGGUGUGAUUCAAAUCUAGCGUGAAAUUCGAGGAGACUUACAAACGAAUAAUCUAUUUACUGCAUGAAUUGAUCUGAAAAAAAGUGGUUUUUAUAAUUUUUUUGACGUGGUUGACAACAUAAGAAUAGAAAAACAAAAAGAGCUGAAUUAAAAAAAAAAAACAACUUCCAAAUUUUUUUUGAACAUUUUCUAGUUAUUCGAGGGUAAAUUCAUUCUUCGACAUUUUCUAAAAAAUUUAAUAAUCGUACUUUAACUUGAAAUCGUAUGGGAAGCCCGGUUUUCAUAAAAACCAAUUAUGGCGAAGAACGGUUUCAAGAUUUUUUCAAUAAAAAAAGCGUUUUGAUGGGAAUUGAUAUUCAGACUUGUAUGGGUUACUACAUAGAAGGAGGGUCUUCUGGAAUUUACGACAUUGAAGCUGAUAAUCAAAAGUUUGAAGCUUUCUGUGACAUGGAAACUUCAGGAGGCGGCUGGACUGUUAUACAAAGGUACUUUAGCUUUUUAUUUUUUUCAUUCAACUUUUCCUUUCCUACAUUGUUCAUGGCUCGAAGUUUAUAAUUUUUUUUCAGACGUUUCAACCGAAAAGAGUACUUUUACAACCGUACUUAUGACGAAUAUGUUGAAGGCUUCGGCUCCGUGGACGGUACUCUGAUUUUAAUCAGAUCAGUUCAUUUUCAAACACUUUUUUCAAGAUUCACACUGGUUGGGACUUGAGAAAAUUAGCAGAAUAGCCCUAUUUUCGGAAGACUACGUCACUCUAAGAGUCGAAUUGUUCGGAGAUUACUGUAGUCACUCAAAAUACUGCAUUGGAAAGCCCUAUGGAUUUUGGUGGGGAGAAUGGAAUUUCAAGGUGAGUCCUAACCAAGAGAUUAUUGGAUGUCUUGAACUUUGAAUUCCAGCUCGGAGAUGAACGCACAAACUACCAAUUGGAUAUAACACCUCCUAUCCAAGGAAACCUCUCAGUCGCUGGAGAUCUAGAAGACUUUUUCUACAAGUACAACAACAAAAUGCCCUUCAGCGCUCUGGAUCGGGACAACGACAAAGAAGAAAUGUUCAGCUGUGCUCAGUUUCGAAACUUCGGGUGGGAAUUACUUCUUUUUGUUCGAAUAACGUCGACUUCCAGAGGCUGGUGGCACAAUAACUGCACUAAGAUCGCCUUGAAUGGACUGUACGGAGACACAAAGGCUGACAGCAGAUAUAUGUUCUACACGAUCGCUGAAAAGUUCGGAAAACACAGAGAAAGACAUUUUUCGAUUCAUCCAGCCAAAUCGAUCAUGAUGAUCCGACCCCGUUAUUAA